Molecule: messenger RNA, 2309 nt
Organism: Spea bombifrons (plains spadefoot toad)
Lineage: Eukaryota; Metazoa; Chordata; Amphibia; Anura; Pelobatidae
Gene: CCN2
Product: cellular communication network factor 2
Exons: 5
Coding region: 197-1228 (343 amino acids)
Biological process (GO): cell adhesion; signal transduction
Cellular component (GO): extracellular region; extracellular matrix
Molecular function (GO): integrin binding; heparin binding
Source: RefSeq, a predicted model, not a curated record
CCUCUCUUCACACAACAACUCUUCGAGAACUCAAUACUGGAACAAAAUACAGCAAAGUACUGGGGGAAAAGGAAGAGGCUUGAAACUCUCUGAACUAAAGCGAUCUAAGGCAAAAAGUCUGAAGAAACCUCGAAACGAGAUCUACGACAGAAGUAUAUUUUUUUCACUUCUUUUGAAAAGCACGAACAACCGAACAAUGUCUGCAGGAAAAGUGACAGCUGUUCUUCUUUUUGCUUUACUCUGCUGGGUAUCUGAUGCCCAGGAGUGCAGUGGGGAAUGCCAAUGCCCACACAAAGUCCCUGAGUGUGACCCUGGAGUCAGUCUGGUGCAAGAUGGCUGUGGAUGCUGCAAAGUCUGCGCCAAGCAGCUGGGUGAGCUGUGCACAGAAAAAGAUGUCUGCGACCCACACAAAGGACUCUUUUGUGACUUUGGUUCCAGAGUCAACAGAAAAAUUGGAGUCUGCACUGCUAGAGAAGGUGCCCCUUGUGUGUUCGGAGGAACAGUGUACAGGAGUGGAGAGUCUUUCCAGAGCAGCUGCAAAUACCAGUGCACUUGCCUGGAUGGGGGAGUGGGAUGUGUUCCUCUCUGUAGCAUGGAUGUUCGUCUGCCCAGUCCUGACUGCCCCUUGCCACGAAGGGUAAAACUGCCCGGCAAAUGCUGUGAAGAAUGGGUGUGUGACCAGCCAGUGGAGAAAACCAUGGUCGGACCUGCUCUGCCUGCUUUUAGAAUGGAAGAAACCUAUGGUCCUGAUCCUUCCCUGAUGCGUGCCAAUUGUCUGGUGCAGACUACUGAGUGGAGUGCUUGCUCAAAGACAUGCGGUAUGGGAAUCUCUACUAGAGUGACAAACGACAACGAGCACUGCAGACUGGAGAAGCAGAACAGACUCUGUAUGGUCAGACCUUGUGAGGCUGAUCUAGAGGAAAACAUUAAGAAAGGAAAAAAAUGCAUCCGUACUCCUAAGAUCUCCAAACCAGUCAAGUUCGAAUUUUCCGGCUGCACCAGUGUGAAAACAUAUAGAGCCAAGUUUUGCGGGGUGUGCACCGAUGGUCGUUGCUGCACUCCCCACAGAACAGCCACACUCCCAGUGGAAUUCAAGUGCCCUGAUGGUGAGGUCAUGAAGAAGAAGAUGAUGUUCAUUAAGACAUGUGCAUGCCACUACAACUGUCCCGGGGACAAUGACAUCUUCGAGUCAAUGUACUACAGAAAGAUGUACGGCGAUAUGGCAUAAAGCAGCAGAACCACACUUUAAAGACUCAGUAACUUGAAAUGACUUUGCAUCUCAUCCCUAAACAUAAUUCUAUAGCACAAGAACAUAUUUAAGAUUGUUUAAAGGAAAGUCUUUUUUUCUAAGACUUAAAUGUUGAUUGACCCCAGCCGUUGGUUUGAAGAAAGAGAGACGAACCAGACUGUCGCAGGUGUGCUGGGUGCAAUGUAAAGUCACCAUUAACACGACAGCCCUGUUUGUAAGCAGUAUUCACUGAGUGUGGUGAUAUAUGUUGCACCCAGACAUGCAACUGGAAAUUAAAAGCUCUUAAUAUUUCUAUAUUUAGUAUAUGAUGAACUGGCACUAAGUCAGUGAAAGCUGGAGUUUAUACUCUGGCUAGCUUAAGGUUCUAAAACUAAUUGUCCUUUUGGAUAAGUUCCUUUCUAGCAACCUCUAAGUACAGUUGGGUGUAAUUGAAACUAUGUCUGUUACAAGACUGGAAAGCAUGCAAUUAUGUCUUUUGCAUGCUGUGAGCGUUCUUUUUAUUGUUAUUGUACAUAGUGUAUAUAUAUUUUUGUACAGUUAUCUAAAUUAACUUAAAUUCAUUGUGUUCCUGUUUUUAUCAUUUUUAUAAUGCUUUAAUAUUUUGAUGUUAACCUGUUUUUUUAUUAUUAUUAUUAUUAUUAUUAUUAUUGUAAGUUUCCCAUGCUAAUUUGAGCAUUGGCUCAAAGCAUGAAACAGAUGGAAAUAAUGAUCAGUUACACGGGUGACUGGUCAGUUGACUCCAUGAUUGUGCCGUAUGUUGGUGGGAUAUAGGCUGUGUUGGUUGCACUGAAAAAGAUUGUAUUUCUUUAACCAUUUGAGAGCAAAAUGGGUGAGCAUAUCAACAUGUAAGGCACUCAAAGGGUUAUCCAGUGCUGAAUUCACAGAUAAAUGGCAAUUCUGAAACUGAUCAAAAUAUUCACUCGACGCAUUUGUUUCCUUCUUUGACUGUGCCUGUUUUCUGUUUUUCAACAUUUUGUUAUGUGUUGAGACGUGUGACCAAAUGGUACAUGUUUGCACUUUCCUAGAUGAAAAAAAUAAAAUAUUUUAUUUUUUAUACAAA